Messenger RNA from Triticum dicoccoides, 1241 nucleotides. RefSeq names its product ribosomal RNA processing protein 1 homolog. The record is from RefSeq and is a predicted model, not a curated record. The transcript is spliced from 4 exons. The coding region runs from base 1 to 813 and encodes 270 amino acids. NCBI's taxonomy places the organism in Eukaryota, Viridiplantae, Streptophyta, Magnoliopsida, Poales, Poaceae.
AUGGUGAAGGACAAGACGGCAGCGCUAGAGCGCACAAAGAAUACGAAGGAGGUGGCGAAGGGCAGGAAGCAGCAGCGCGGGUCAUCGUCGCGUGCGAGGCUGCCGCCGGGCUGGAUCCAGGGCAAUUGGAUCCGGUCUUUGAUUCGGCAGGCGGACCUGGACGAGCUGGCGGAGUCGGGGUUAAUCGCCAAGGGAGCGGCAAGGCUGCCGGAGGGGGAGAUGAGCCCUCAGCCUCAACCGGGUGAGUGCGUUCUGCUCGCCACCCAGGUGUUCACUGAGAUGCAUUCGAUGCCCAAUGGCGAGCAGGCUUUGGAGCAGGCUCAGGAGGGGGAGGACAGCGUGGAAGAUAGUGACGAGUGGGAUUCUCAGGAAGACGAUGAGGAGGAGGAGAGGGAGGAGUCGGACGAGGAGGAGGAAGUUGACUCGCCGCCACGCUCCGAACGUCGAUCCAAACAGCAGCAUGACCUGGCCGGCGGGCGCGGGAAAGGUGUGGGUCCGAGUGCCAAUACUCAGAAGCGCACUCGGACGUUGACUCCAGAGCCGACGGAGAAGGUGGCCAAGCAGCCUAAAGUUGCUCCCUCCAAGGCCCGGAAGACACUUCCGUGCAUCAAGAUGGAUGUCCCCGUUGCCUCAGGCCCCACCUCUGCUGCCACUGACAUGGACGUCGAAAAGGCACCAGGAGACGAAGAGGCCACCUCACGAGCUGCUCCACAAGAUAUCGUUGUGCUUCCUGAUGACAAAGAAGAAGAAGUGCCUCUCCAGGAGAGGAGGAAGAAGAGUGGAAGCUCAAGCAUGAAGAAGCUUGAAGUCUAGGUCCCUCAGUCGACACCGGCGCCUGAAGCGAUAGUCCGGACCAACGUCACAUUCGCUAACCCGUUGACGACUGAUCGUCCGUCAGGGUCGACUGCGCAGACACCUGCUGCACCGAUGCAGCUCCACUCAUCUGACCCGGUAGCUACUUCGACCCCUCUGGAGCCAUCCCUCUUUGCUACAUAUCAAACUCCAGACGACUCGUCGGGUGCUGCUAGGGAAGCUCUUCGCCAGGCAAACCUUGUCAUGGAGCAGGUGAAAGUGAUGCAUGAAGCCAGUCAGAUAGCUUACAAUGCCAGCACUGCUCUUCAGACCAAUGUUCAGGUCAGCAAAAUUCCGAAUGAAAUUUUUGAAUGUCGCUUUGUAUCUAAUCACCCACUGGGUGUUCCUUCAUUUAGAACUUAGGAAAUCUUCAAUUCUGCACUUUUCGA